Malus domestica (apple) is the source of this 724-nucleotide messenger RNA. Lineage: Eukaryota; Viridiplantae; Streptophyta; Magnoliopsida; Rosales; Rosaceae. The record is from RefSeq and is a predicted model, not a curated record.
UAAAACCCACAACGGUUUCCUCAUACUCCACAGAAUUUAUUCUAAAUUUGCACCCUAUUUGUAUUUAUUCAGAUUUUGCACCCCUACUCGUAUUUAUUCUAAAUUUGCACCCCUAUUCGUAUUUUGGGUUCGGGUACGUAUGUUGCUCCUCGGUCUCAGACAAAAGCAGAAACCACACCGUUACCUCAGACCAGUUCAACAAACGUCUCCGUUUAACCCUUCAUCUCCUUCCUUCCCACUGCUAUACCCUGAAAGGCAGCAAGAAAGAAACCCUAGCUUCUGCCCGUAUUUUCCCGGAAACCAAACAGGAAGAAAUGCCUCCAAGAAAUUCACCACUUCCGGUCAGACUUUCAUGCCAACCAAUUUCAGAAGCAGUUGCAAAGCCUUCCGCCACUCCAGCAGUACAAAUAAAGCCAUACCAUCUUCGAAUCGGAGUUGUCAAGAUCAUCUUCGGACGCCCUCAAAACCGCUUUUGAAAAUUAUGUCUUGUUAUAGGAAUGUACACUCUUGUAGCCACACGAUCAUGUUUGGUUAUUGGGUUGGUCCUGAUAUUGAUGAUGGAUGGGGCUAUGUGGAAGCUUUUAUUAAUCCAAUCACUAGAGUAUUGUUCAAUAUUCCAUGUUUUUUCUCCUUAUGUUUUGGGAUAUUUCAUAGAUUCAUUCAAGACACACUUUUUGUAUGUGUUAACAACGUCCAAUUUGUCGAUGAAAACGCGUAAAAAUUG